Messenger RNA from Onychostoma macrolepis, 977 nucleotides. RefSeq lists its product as uncharacterized. The transcript has 2 exons. Lineage: Eukaryota; Metazoa; Chordata; Actinopteri; Cypriniformes; Cyprinidae. The coding region runs from base 158 to 718 and encodes 186 amino acids. The record is from RefSeq and is a predicted model, not a curated record.
ACUUCAGGGCCUUGUCUGCGUGUUCCAGAUUUUAGGAACCUUUGGUGCAGCAUCCACAACACUUCAGGUUCAGGAGCUUCUAGCCCCAACAACCCUUGACAGAAGACAGGACCCUUUAAAACAUGGAUGAACGAGCCUCGACCCGCUCACCUACACAAUGGCAUUUGUGCCGCUCGCCCUCAACAAAGAGGUCCUCAUGACACUGUUCCGGAUCGGGAUCACUUACCACCAGCCAAUGGAACUCCCAGACACCUCCAACCUCGAUUGGAAGGAGGCGGUCAUCCGGUGUUUGCAGAGUCUCCGAUUCCAAUCUGGAACCCCGUCGGCCGUGGCUCCCACAAGCCCGCCGGCCGCACCGAAGUCAAGUUUGCUGGCUGUUCUGAAGUCAAGCCCGCUGUCCGCCGCUGACUCAAGCCCGCCCUCUGCGGCUCACUCACACCCGCCGUCCACCGCAACGUCAAGCCCACCGGCUGCCGCACAUGUGCCCCUGGGAAUACGUGUGGCUUAUGAGGGUAUGUAUUGGAGCUCAGAGCUCGCUCCAGUGUCGGCUCCAGCCCCAGAGCUCGCUCCAGUGUCAGCUCCAGCCCCAGAGCUCACUCCAGUCUCCGCUGGUCCCCAUAUGCCUGUGGCCGUGGUGGCCAAGUCGGCUAAGGCCACGGAGGAUCUGCCAUGGCCUCCAGAAAGGCCAGCUCCGCCAUGGCUUCCUGAUCCACCCUGAAGGCUCUCCUAGUCUCCACCCUGUUCCAGUCCUGCACCAGCCUCCUGGGUGCCCGCCCCCCAUCCCCGAUUGGUACUGUUAUGGCGCAGGACGCGCCUUCCGGGAGGGGGGCGAUCUGUCACGUGUUUGAGUUCCUGUUUACCCUUAUUGGGUAGUUCCUGUUGUCGUUACUUAAUCCUCGUUAGUUACAGUUAAUUAGUUUCCACCCGUGUUUGUUAAUUAUCCCAUUAGUUCCUUUCGUUUGGUUAGUAUUUAUAGC